This is a messenger RNA of Amoebophrya sp. A25, 2145 nucleotides long. The record is from the annotation of a GenBank genome assembly. Lineage: Eukaryota; Dinophyceae; Syndiniales; Amoebophryaceae.
GAGAACUGUCGUAGAUCUGUCAACGUUGCUGAGACGAUCCAGCCACAUGGAGAUAUGCUGAGACGAUCCAGCCUUUUGCGCUAAAUGAGGAUCCACCUAGGAGAGCUUUCACUCAGUUUGUAAUUAUUCAUUAUGCAGGACGUGGUGCUGAUUGUUGUGUGUAAUGGGGCGUGAUCUUCGUGUGGCUGUAAUUGGACUUGAUCUGCAUGUGGCGUCUAUCUCGACCUCUGAGAAUGUUUGCCUGAGUUGGUCGUGUGAUCGGCAGUGACUGUGCAUGCAUGGUCUCCGUCGUUUCCUCUGUUGGUACAACUAGUUUCAUCAUUUUCUCGCUUUUUGAAGACGCACGAUGGCAGUUCUUCCAGCAAAAACGAGGAGAGCUUCCUCGGCGUAGGCGAGACAGACGACGACCGCUGGAAAGAUCCGCUUUUUUUUUUCGGGACUAGUCUCAUGACGAGGACGUUUUCGAGACCAGUUCUGCUGCCGCUAUUGCUAUUACUAUCUAUAUCGAAGAGGACUACCCUUAUAAUGGGUGGAGCGGCCGUUGCAGAAGUGAAGACGCGCACAACGCGCAGCGGGGACGUGUACGAAUUACGGCCAGGAGGGUCGUGGAGGCUCGUGUCUCACGGAAGCGACGUCGAUUUGUUGAAAAAUGAGGAUGGAGAACAACCACAAGGACCACUCCUCUCGUUACCCUGGCGAUUUUACACGGAACCAGUAUACAUGCUUGGAAUGGAGGCGGAAGAGGAGGGCCUCUUCGAGAGGAUGGACAAUAAGUGUUUUGCUCAAGAAGUGCCUUGCAAUGGCACGACAGCUUCAGGAGCUGCUUUGAUGUCUAGUCUCGAUGCGGGGGAUGCUGGCGGUUUCGCUUCGCGAAAAAGGGGGAGAAGACUCUCGGUGAAAAGUUUGGAAGAGCGACGAGCCACUGCGGACCAAGAAACGGGUGAUACUGGCGGCGUCGUGUGGGAUGCGGCUGUAGUGCUAGCUGCACUAGUGAAUUCUCCUCAUUUUCUAGGUGGAGCAGGCGACAAUAUUACAGACAGAGAUCAUCAUGCAAACGGAAGCGGUGUCAACGUUAUGUGGCGUCGACCCGGACUGCACUUUGGGGAUGGUGUAGGGCUAGAAAACGGGGGUUCAACACAAGCUGUGGCAUUAAAAGCACAGAAUGAACAGCUACGAACGCGUUUUGCCACGACUGAAGGAGCAGCAAAGAAAGCUGUGAAGGAGCUCUUCUCGAACUCGCAUGUGGUCGAACUAGGUUCUGGCACUGGGUAUGCCGGGAUUGGCGUCGCUGGUAGCGGAGCGGCCUUGAGCAGUGUGACUCUAACUGACUUGCCCUACUGCGUAGAAAACAUUCGCGCAAAUGUGGAGAGGAAUGGCAUGCGGGUGGAGGAAGAGACGCCGAUCCUCGUCAGGGAGGUGGAACAAGUAGACGGCAUCAAACUAGAGGGCGGAAGACGUGAGGAAAGGACUUCUGGCACACUCCUUCCUCGAGUACACGCCCUUCCUCUCGAUUGGACGUCACCGAGUCAGAACAUUCGAAAGCUCCCUUUUAUGAGAGAGGGAGCUUGUGAAGGAGGUGAUCUUGUGCUCUUAGGAGCUGAUAUUCUCUGGGUCCGGGAACUUGUCAAUCCAUUGGUGGAGACGGUGAAGAUGAUAGCGAGGAGCUUUCUUGAUAGUAGAAAACGGCAUGGAACAAGUGUGCGUCCUACAUGUCUUUGUGGAGGAAACACUGCUCAUUGUUCGCAAGGAACAAGUGUGCGUCUAGUUUUCUCUCAUCAAACCAGAAGCAGACCCUUGGAUCACUUAUUUUUAGAACAAAUACUGGAUAUGGACUACACUUCUGAAACCGAGAAUGAUGUGCAAGUUUUUGUGGAGGAAACACUGCUCAUUCGCAAGCAACCGGAGAUCAAAGUAUGGAUUUUCCGAUUUGUGCCACUUGUCCCACCUAAACAACAAGACCAAAGAAGGUAAAAAACUUUGCCAAAUGAAAUACCCCAUGAUUAUCGCUCACAAAAACAACCCUAGUUUUACUGAUAUGACCGUUUUUGUUUGGUGUCUUCUGUGAAGCACAUGUGUAGGAGGAAAUGCCUUCUAGAUCAAAACGUGAAUGGUUGAAAAAAAUCCCAUUUGGAGUCUUCAGUUCUG